AUGGCCGCAACGCCAAAGUAUCUCACCGGCGACGGUGCCGGAAUCAAAGAGUUCAUCGAUAAGUUUGACACAUUCCUAUUCGACUGUGAUGGUGUACUAUGGAAUGGGGACCACGUGUAUGAAGGCGUUCCCGAGACAAUCUCUCUCCUCAAGUCAAAAGGCAAAAGAGUAGUGUUCGUGACCAACAACUCCACAAAGUCACGGCAGGACUACGUCAAGAAGCUCGAGAAGCUGGGCAUCCCCUGCGACGCCGAAGAUGUCUUUGGCUCCUCCUACUCCGCAGCCAUCUACAUCAACCGCAUCCUCAAGCUCCCUCCCGGCAAGAACAAGGUCUUUGCAAUCGGUGAGUCUGGAAUCGAGACGGAGCUGGCCUCCGAGGGCAUCCCCUUCAUCGGCGGAACGGACCCCAACUUCAGGAGGGACAUCACGCCAGCUGAUUUCGAGGGCAUGGCCAACGGCUCAAUCCUGGAUCCCGAGGUCGGUGUCGUUCUGUGUGGUUUGGACUUUCACAUCAACUACCUGAAGCUCGCGCUGGGCUUCCACUACGUCCAGCGCGGAGCCAUUUUCCUGGCAACGAAUGCGGAUUCCACCUUGCCCAUGCACCAUGCGUUCUUCCUCGGCGCCGGAUCAAUCAUGAUUCCCGUUGCCAAUGCCGUCGGAGAGCAACCUACGAUUCUCGGAAAGCCAAGCCAGGCCAUGAUGGACGCUGUGGAGGGAAAGUUUCAGCUUGACCGCGCCAAGACGUGCAUGAUUGGCGACAGGUUAAACACCGACAUCAAAUUUGGCAUUGAAGGAAAGUUGGGUGGAACGCUCCAUGUCUUGACCGGUGUAAACCAAAAGGCAGACUGGGAUCGUGAGGAUGCGAUCGCGGUACCGGCCUACUAUGCUGACAAGCUGAGUGAUCUUCUUCAAGGUGCAUAG
Messenger RNA from Trichoderma harzianum CBS 226.95, 921 nucleotides. RefSeq lists its product as hypothetical. NCBI's taxonomy places the organism in Eukaryota, Fungi, Ascomycota, Sordariomycetes, Hypocreales, Hypocreaceae. The record is from RefSeq and is a predicted model, not a curated record. The coding region runs from base 1 to 921 and encodes 306 amino acids. The transcript has 4 exons. Gene Ontology annotation, molecular function: alkaline phosphatase activity; phosphoglycolate phosphatase activity.